Cynara cardunculus var. scolymus (artichoke) is the source of this 2426-nucleotide messenger RNA. RefSeq names its product phosphoinositide phosphatase SAC2-like. Bases 226 to 2397 code for a protein of 723 amino acids. The transcript has 14 exons. The record is from RefSeq and is a predicted model, not a curated record. Gene Ontology annotation, cellular component: intracellular membrane-bounded organelle. Lineage: Eukaryota; Viridiplantae; Streptophyta; Magnoliopsida; Asterales; Asteraceae. Gene Ontology annotation, biological process: phosphatidylinositol dephosphorylation. Gene Ontology annotation, molecular function: phosphatidylinositol-3,5-bisphosphate 5-phosphatase activity.
CAAGCAACAAGCAAGCCAACGUUUCCUUCUUCCUCCAUCUCAACCUCAAUAAUACAAUCUCCAUUUUCAUAUCUUUUCUUUUCUUCUUUUAAUUUUAUGUGGAUACAGUCGCCGGAGCUCUCAUCCUCCUCCGUUAUCGGCGGAUCUCUUCCAACAUCCUCAUCAUGUCCACCAUCCCAAUUAUAUCUUUCAACUUGAUAUAGCCCCCUGGCUGGAUCCCCAACAAUGGCUCAUCAACAAGAUUGCAUCGCACACCUCCCCAAACUUAUCAAUUCCUAUCUGCAAAAAUUCCGACUUUACGAGACUCGCUCUAACUUUUAUAUGAUUGGACGGAGUAAGAAUAGAUCAGUUUGGAGAGUGUUAAAGAUUGACAGGUCAGAACCUGCCGAGCUAAAUAUUACUGAAGAUUCUACGACAUAUACAGAAAUUGAAUGCUGUGACCUGCUAAAGCGUAUUCAUGAUGGAAACAAGUCCACAGGGGGACUUAGAUUUGUUACUACUUGUUAUGGAAUUGUUGGCUUCAUAAAGUUUUUGGGACCUUAUUACAUGCUGCUAAUUACAAAAAGGAGGAAGAUUGGUGUAAUCUGUGGUCACGCAGUAUAUGCAAUUACCAAGAGCGAGAUCUUACCAAUUCCCAAUUCUACUGUUCAACCCAGUGUGGCUUACUCUAAGAAUGAGAACAGAUACAAGAAGCUCCUAUGCUCGGUGGAUCUUACCAAGGACUUCUAUUUCAGCUACUCCUACCGUGUUAUGCAUAGUUUUCAAAAGAACUUACCAACUCACGAGACAGGACACUUCCUUAAUGAAACAAUGUUUGUUUGGAAUGAGUUCUUAACCAGCGGAAUCCACAAUCAACUGAAGAAUAAUCUCUGGACAGUAGCACUAGUUUAUGGCUACUUCAAACAGGUCAAACUUUCAAUAGCUGAAAAGGACUUCAAGUUAACCCUCAUUGCUAGACGGUCUCGCCAUUAUGCUGGAACCAGAUACUUGAAACGAGGGGUAAACGAGAAGGGUCGUGUCGCCAAUGAUGUUGAAACAGAACAAAUCGUAUUUGAAGAUGUUCCUGAAGGAUGUCCUGUGCAAAUAAGCUCCGUCGUUCAAAAUCGGGGUUCAAUACCCCUGUUCUGGUCCCAGGAAACUUCACGAUUAAAUAUUAAGCCUGAUAUCAUCUUGUCGAAAAAGGACCACAAGUAUGAUGCCACCAGACUUCACUUUGAGAAUCUUGUCAAGAGAUACGGAAAUCCAAUCAUUAUAUUGAAUUUGAUCAAGACCAAAGAAAAGAGACCCCGAGAAUCUCUCCUUCGUAUGGAGUUUGCGCAUGCUAUUGAGUUGAUCAAUAACGAUAUGCCCGAGGAAAAUCGUUUGAAGUUUCUUCAUUGGGAUUUAAACAAAUAUUCUAGAAACAAAUCUACAAAUGUGUUGGCGCUUUUGGGCAAAGUUGCCACUUAUGCAUUGAACCUAACUGGCUUCUUUUAUUGUCAAGUGAUUCCAAAUUCAAGGUCCGAAGAGUUGUUCAACUGUUCCAGGGAUGAUAUUGGUGGCCAUUGCUGUUUCCAGACCGAAAACAAUGAUGCUGACAGCUUUAAGAAUGUAAUUAGCCAUGGUAGCAGUGGAGUGAGUGGGGAUUUUAGUUUCAAGCCUUCUAAAUUUCAGACAGGGGUCCUAAGAACGAACUGUAUAGAUUGCUUGGAUCGGACAAAUGUUGCUCAAUAUGCAUAUGGUUGGGCUGCACUUGGUCGUCAACUGCAUACUAUAGGAUAUAUAGAUUCCCCUGUUAUUGAGCUGGAUUCUGCAUUAGCAGAUGAUUUGAUGAGGAUUUAUGAAAAAAUGGGUGACACUCUAGCACUACAAUAUGGUGGUUCUGCAGCACACAAUAAGAUAUUUUGUCAGAGAAGAGGUCAAUGGAAGGCAGCAACUCAGUCCCAGGAAUUCUUUAGAACUCUACAGCGUUACUACAGUAAUGCAUACAUGGAUGCCGAAAAGCAGGAUGCCAUUAAUGUGUUCCUGGGUCACUAUCAGCCAGAAAUCGGCAAACCUGCACUGUGGGAAUUGGAUUCAGAUCAGCAUUACGAUGUUGGGAGCCGAGGCUCUAACUUUUUCAUGGAAAAAGCCAGGCUUAUUAAAAGAUCAUUGUCAGUCGGCAACAUGCUCUUUGAUGACAACAAUCUCUGUGACGNAAGUUCUACUAUUGGAAUUGCUCAAAAGGAUGAAGAAUCGGAGCAGCAGCCAUAUCCUGACAAGGCACAAAGCAAUACCAAAGCUCUAUCAGAAUCCUCACCUGAGAUCUCUUGUGAAAGUGAUUCAUCUUAUCCAAGGUUUGAUCUGAUAACUGCACAGUCUGUCACCUUUAGAUUGAUCAUUGUAUUCAGAUCUUUUAUUUCUUUACCACUGAGUUAAGUUUUAAAUAUAGUAGAUUAUAAAAUUGU